Molecule: messenger RNA, 959 nt
Organism: Prorocentrum cordatum
Lineage: Eukaryota; Dinophyceae; Prorocentrales; Prorocentraceae
Source: the annotation of a GenBank genome assembly
CUGCUGACGCUGCGGGCGGUCCCAGGCCUGCUCCGCUCGUGGGGCGUGGCCUGCAUCGACGAGCAGGCCCUGGUCCAGUCUUUCAUGGACGCGGUGAGGGUGUGCCGCCGGCGGAGCGCCCUCGAGGCGCUCCGGGGCGGCCUGCGCGGCACCGCCGGGGGCGCCGUCGCGCUGUUGUCCCAGCGAGGCCUUCGCGACGCCUCGCGGGCGCUGGCCGAGGCGGAGGCUGCGGCGGAGCCGCCGGGCCCACGGCCCUGGCAGCAGCUCCACGAGAAGCUGCACGCCAGCGCCGCCGCUCUGCGGAAGCUGGACCAGGCGCGCCUGGCAACGGGCACGCCAGCGGGCGCCGUCCCCACGCGGGGGCUUCUGGGCGCGGCGAGGGCCGAGGCGGCUGAGGCCGAGGAGGAGCUGAGGGGCGCGCUGGGCGAGGUAGUCGCGUCCGAGCAGGCUUGGCGCAGGGCGUCGCUGCGGGAUGCGGGCGCCGUCCACGGCGGCGACUUCGCGCACGCGGCGGCGCCGCGCUCGGAGGUGCAGCGGCAGCUGCGGCGCGCUGUCGUAGCGGCAAUGGCCGCCGAGGGGCGCGACGCGUGGCGGCGUGCGGUGAGCGGGGAGCUGGAGCUCUGCCAGGGGUCCCCUCUCGUCCUCUAUGCGGCCAGAGAGCUGCAGGAGGCCUGGAGCCUCGCGUGGGAGGGCGAGGGCUCCGCGGCGCUGUGGCGGGCGGCAUUGGGGGCGCACCGGAAGCCCGACCCCGCGCGGGCGGUGUCCCUUCACGACUACUUCGAGGAGUACGGGCGCGUGCCGCCGCCGGCGCUCCCACAGCCGCGUGGGCGCGCCUGGUGCGGGUCCUGCUGGGCGCGGCCAGCUCCCCCGAGGCGGAGCUGCUGCUGCGCCGGCGGCUCUGAAAGGGAUGCCUGCCACCGCGAAGCCGCACAUUGCGGGCGAGUGCCGCGCACGCGCCG